Messenger RNA from Cololabis saira (Pacific saury), 3556 nucleotides. RefSeq names its product pseudouridine synthase 7 (gene pus7). Gene Ontology annotation, molecular function: RNA binding; pseudouridine synthase activity. NCBI's taxonomy places the organism in Eukaryota, Metazoa, Chordata, Actinopteri, Beloniformes, Belonidae. Gene Ontology annotation, biological process: pseudouridine synthesis. The coding region runs from base 269 to 2164 and encodes 631 amino acids. Gene Ontology annotation, cellular component: nucleus. The transcript is spliced from 17 exons. The record is from RefSeq and is a predicted model, not a curated record.
CGUUCGGCCAAUGGCUGCACCGGGAGGGCGGGCUUUAGGGCAGGAUAUGUUUCCGGAAUCACAUACACACGUGUGAAGAAAAACGCUGGCAUCCACUGUUGUUUCUGCUGUAUUGAAACUCGCCAGAUGCAGUGCACUCUUCAACCUUGGCUGCUUAAAGACAUCUCAGCGACUUUUUGAACGGUGGAAGACAAGAAGACUUCCCCAAAUUUGCAGGCGUUCCCUACACCCCUUUUUAUUUUCCAGGGCCUAUAAACACUUGACUCUGAUGGAUGAAUCCGAGACGGUAUCGCUCCAAGCCCAGGUUGGAGACAAGAGAGGCUGUCCAGAGGAGAAGGAGGAGGAAACGCCAUUAAAGAAGGCAAAAGUUGAGAGUGAUCAUGAAAAUGGGGGUGCUGCCAACCAAGAUGAGGAAGAGCCCGGGGGACCUAGUGAUGGAGAGGAGGAGGGUGAGACCUUUGCCGACAUGAUGAAGCAUGGACUGACGGAGGUGGAUGUGGGCAUCCUGAAGUAUGUCAGUGACCACGAGGGCUUUUCAGGAAUCCUUAAAGAAAGAUAUUCUGAUUUUGUUGUACAUGAAAUCAGCAAACAAGGCAAGAUAGUGCAUUUAGAUGACCUCUCUGUCCCAGCAGAAACUGAGUCUCAGGAAGAUCCAGUGACUGACCAACCAACAACCGAAUGUGACGUUUUAACCGAGGAGCAGAAAAAACAGCUCGGGGAGCUGCAGCUCUUCAAGAAUAAAGAGGGAACUGUGUCUAUUGAGGUGGUAGAUGAUACAAAGGAGAAGCGGACGCUUGUCCACAAAGCCAUAAAGACUCAGUUUCCUGGUAUAGAAACAAAGACGGAAGAGAAAGAAGGGCGCAAGUUCAUAGUGGCCUACCAUGCUGCUGGAAAGAAGGCUUUAGCAGCUCCAAGGAAACACUUUUGGCCCAAAAACCGUGGCAGUUUCUGCCACUUUGUCCUGUACAAGGAGAACAAAGACACCAUGGAUGCUAUUAAUGUGCUUUCAAAGUUUCUCAGGCUUCGACCCAACAUGUUCUCCUACAUGGGAACCAAAGACAAGAGGGCUAUCACUGUGCAGGAGAUAGCUGUGCUCAAGAUCACAGCAGAGAGGUUGGCUCACCUCAACAAGUGCCUCAUCAACCUUAAGCUGGGAAACUUCAGCUACAAAAACCACCCCCUGAAACUGGGGGAGCUGCAGGGAAACCAUUUCACUGUGAUCAUCAGGAACAUCUCAGGAACAGAUGAGCAGGUGCAACAGGGCAUGACAUCCCUCAAACAGACGGGCUUCAUCAACUACUACGGCAUGCAGCGUUUUGGCACCACAGCUGUGCCAACACAACAAGUUGGAAGAGCCAUUCUGAAGAAUGACUGGAAUCAGGUGGUGGAUCUGGUUCUGAAACCUCGUCCCGGAGCGGAAAAAGAGUUUCUGGUGCGCUGCAGGGAGGAGUGGGCGAAGACGCAGGACCCGGAGGCAGCACUGAAAAAGCUGCCCAACAAGCGAUGUGUGGAAGGACAGCUGCUUCGAGGCCUGUCCAUGUAUGGCAAGAAAAACAUCGUCACGGCCUUUGGACUGAUCCCUCGCAACAACCGCUUGAUGUACAUCCACAGCUACCAGAGUGUGGUGUGGAACACCAUGGUGAGCCGCAGAAUCGAAGCCUUUGGCCUGAAGGCAGUGGAAGGGGAUCUAGUGCUCAGAGGAACCAAAGCACAUCUGUUGUCUGCUGAGGAAGCAGAGACUCACUCCAUCCAUGACAUUGUGAUGCCUCUUCCGGGGUUUGACGUCAUCUAUCCCUCUCACCACGUUGGUGAAGGUUACAGAGAGCUGCUGACUGCAGACGGGCUGGACAUCGACAACAUGAGACACAAAGUGAAGGACUACUCUCUGGCUGGAGCCUACAGACGCGUCCUCAUCAGACCCACCAACGUCAGCUGGGAGGUGAAUCACUAUGACGACCCCAGGAUCUCUCUGGUGCAUACCGAUUUUGAGAAAUUGGAAAAUAAAGCUGCACCUGUCUUCAACAAAGAGGGAAAGUAUCGGGGUCUGCGUAUGGAGUUCUCCCUGCCUCCCUCCACGUACGCUACCAUGGCGAUCAGAGAGGUCCUGAAGCUGGACACCAGCAUCAAGAAACAGACGCAGCUCAACACCACCUGGUUCAACUGACCCAGGGCACUCGCAGACAUCGUUCUCCUCCGGCUGCUGACUGUACAAACUGUUUUUAAGUGCAUUAUGUGUACAUGACAGAAUAAUUUAGUUCUAUCUGAACUUUAAAUGAGUUUUUUUCUUUUUUGAUAAGUAUUAAGAACAGUUGAAUAUCAUACUUUUUUUUUAUGAUUUUACUUUUUAAAAGUUUCUGCACUGCAGAGACUAAGUACAGUUCAACAACGACCAUUCAAGUGAACCUGUUUUGGUUUUCAGAGGACAUAUGAACGUAUAUGAUUGUUCCUUGUAGCUUUGGACUGUGAGAACUCUUCAAGAGAGAGAGAAAUUAAAACUGUCAAAGUUUUAAAAUAGUAUGCGUGGAUGAUUGUCUCUCAUGAAAGCGCAACAUUGAAGUAUUUUAAUCAUCUUUUUCCGAUGAUAAAGUGUUUAGAUGCGGUUCAGUAGUUGUUAAACUUAUGUCCUUUGAGGCUGUCCUACAAAGAUGUUUAUCUACAUAACGUGAAAAAGAUCAACCUGAGCUCAUGUAAGUUCUCUUACAUUGAACGGUUAUUUUGUCUUUAUGUUUACUAGGAAGUCAUAUCUGACUCGCUGUACAAAAUGUGACCAGAGACCAGAUCUAAAUGAAUAACAAUAGAAAAAGAGAGGUACAUUUUGUUUUUUACACUCCACUUUAUUUUUAAAAUAUGUUUUUGUAGUUCAAAUCAUGGGACAGCUGACAAUCUAAAUGUCAACAAACCUAUCAAAAUCUUCUUUUCACUGAUUCAGUUUCUGGAAAGCACAUAACUAUUCAAGUUUAUCUCUCGUCAAGUGUGUGUUUUUUAUUUUUGUUUCCCCCCAAAUUUAGAGCGUAAUUAUCUUGUUUUCUUGCUCAGAUAUUUGACUGCUUUUCCUCAAAAUUCUGUCCAGCUCGCCAAUGCCGUUUCUGCAUUCACUGAUGCAUGUAAAAAUGUCCUGCUUGAGAUGCUUUGAAGUAAAAGUCCUACACAACAGAGCGGUCACAGCACCAUACAUGGCACUUUAUUAUUUUUUGGAAUAGUGUAGUGUAGUGUUAUAUCACAGAAAUUCAAGAACGGUUUCAUAAGCUUGCAGAAGUAGGUCUUAGAUUAGAGAAGGACAUUUGUACAAUUGAUAGUGAGUGCAGAAACGGUUGUUCAGUGGAUUUGUCCUUCUGUUCACUUUGUGCCACUUAUCCAGAUCCAGCUCACAGGGGAGCAGCUUAACCAGACUUCAUUCUCCCCAACCAUGUCUACUAGCUCUGCAGGAACACCAAAGGUGUUCCCAAACUAACUGAGAUGUAAUUUCUCCAGCUAGCUUUGGGUCUGCCCUGAGAAAAAUUCUGAUUGGACAUGUCUGGGACACCUCACCUGUAGUUACUCUACUCCGAACCCAUCC